Molecule: messenger RNA, 1200 nt
Organism: Lodderomyces orthopsilosis Co 90-125
Lineage: Eukaryota; Fungi; Ascomycota; Pichiomycetes; Serinales; Debaryomycetaceae
Product: purine-nucleoside phosphorylase
Exons: 1
Coding region: 1-1200 (399 amino acids)
Biological process (GO): transmembrane transport; nucleoside metabolic process
Cellular component (GO): endoplasmic reticulum
Molecular function (GO): catalytic activity
Source: RefSeq, a predicted model, not a curated record
AUGAAGUUCUCACAUUGUAUCUCGCUCGCUUCUUUAGCAGCAUCAGCUAUAUCAACACCCAUUCUCAAACGUGAAAUUAAUUCCACAGCUUUAGAAGAAGAUGUUCCCGACACUUCCAACAACAACAUCCAAACAGCUUAUGGAAAACCUUUUGCGGUAUACCAACCAAAAGCAUUUAUCAUUUCUAUGUUUGAACUUGAAAGAGAUCCAUGGUUGAAAGCAAUGGAUUUUGUUCAUAACAUUACAGUCCCAGGAUUGUCACCAGUGUACCCAACAAUUCACUGUACCACCAACUACACCAUAUGUCAAGUCACCACUGGAGAAGGAGAAAUCAAUGCUGCCAGUUCUGUGACUGCUCUAACUUUGAAUCCAUUGUUUGAUUUAACCAAGACGUAUUUCUUAGUUGCUGGUAUUGCUGGUGGUGAACCAGAAUAUACAACUUUGGGUGGUGUUACAUUUGCGAAAUAUGCCGUUCAGGUCGGUUUGGAAUAUCAGCUCGCUUAUGAAGAUUAUCACGAGACAAACUCCAACUGGACUUCUGGGUAUGUUCCAUAUGGUGCCACGUCCCCACUUGAGUAUCCAGGAAAUGUUUAUGGAACUGAAGUAUUUGAAAUCAAUGCUAAUUUGAGAGAUAGAGCAGUUGCAUUAGCUUCUAACGCUACUUUAAACAAUGGAAAUGCAUUGAAUAAGAAGUUUAGAAAAUUGUAUAAUGAGACUGCUGCUCGCGGUGAUGCCAAAGUCGUCAAGUGUGAUGUGUUAACCAGUGACAACUACUUCACUGGUAAAGUGUUGAAUGAUUAUUUUGGCAACUUGACUAAAUUAUUGACCAAUGGUUCAGCUACUUAUUGCUCAACUGCUCAAGAAGAUAAUGCUACAUUGGAAGUAUUGACCAGACUAGACAAAUACGGAUUAUUAGACUUUGAGAGAGUCAUGGUGAUGAGAACAAUUUCAGAUUUCUCAAGACCACCAGCAUCUAUGAGUGCUUAUGAAUACUUUUUCAACAGAACCGAUGGUGGUAUCCAAGCAAGUUUGGAUAACUUGGUCAUUGCUGGUACUCCAAUCUUGCAUGAUAUCUUACACAAUUGGGAAACUGUUUACGAAAAAGGUCACAAAUAUGCAGCAAAGAAUUAUCAAGGUGAUAUAUAUGGCACUUUGGGUGGCACACCCGAUUUUGGUAAAUCCUCGUUUGAAGUUGCGUAA